Erinaceus europaeus (western European hedgehog) is the source of this 2251-nucleotide messenger RNA. RefSeq names its product uridine-cytidine kinase 1 (gene UCK1). Gene Ontology annotation, cellular component: cytosol; cytoplasm. The record is from RefSeq and is a predicted model, not a curated record. The transcript is spliced from 7 exons. Bases 9 to 1145 code for a protein of 378 amino acids. Gene Ontology annotation, molecular function: kinase activity; ATP binding. NCBI's taxonomy places the organism in Eukaryota, Metazoa, Chordata, Mammalia, Eulipotyphla, Erinaceidae.
CGGCAAACAUGCGGUGCCAGGGACAGCGGGCGCCCCGGAAAGGACGUCCGACAAGUAUCACAUCAACCCUCCAGCAGAAACAGGGCCGCCGCUUCCCGCGGCCUCCCGCUCCCUGGACCAACGCACGCAUGCGCGGCGCCCACGGACUACAACUCCCGCCGUGCACCGCGCGUGUCGCCCCCGGCCGACCCGAGCGCCUCCCGGAAGUGGGGCUCCGGGGGGCUACCUCGGUUCUUCGUGCGGGGGCGGGCGAACGUGCGGGUUUGGGAAGGCAGCUGGAGCCAGGGACCCCAUGCCGGGGAGCCGGGCCGGAGAUGGCUUCCGGGGCCGGCAACUGCGAGGGCGCGGCGCCCGAGGCGGACCGUCCUCACCAGCGGCCCUUCCUCAUCGGGGUGAGCGGCGGCACCGCGAGCGGGAAGUCAACGGUGUGUGAGAAGAUCAUGGAGUUGCUGGGACAGAAUGAAGUAGACCACAAGCAGAGGAAGCUGGUCAUCCUGAGCCAAGACAGGUUCUAUAAGGUCCUGACAGUGGAACAGAAGGCCAAGGCCUUGAAAGGACAGUACAAUUUCGACCACCCAGAUGCUUUUGAUAAUGACUUGAUGCAUAAGACUCUGAAAAACAUUGUGGAGGGCAAAACUGUUGAGGUCCCAACCUAUGAUUUUGUGACCCACUCAAGGUUACCAGAGACCACAGUGGUCUACCCUGCAGAUGUAGUGCUGUUUGAAGGCAUCUUGGUGUUCUACAGCCAGGAGAUCCGGGACAUGUUCCACCUGCGCCUCUUUGUGGACACCGACUCCGACGUCAGGCUGUCUCGAAGAGUUCUCCGGGAUGUGCACCGUGGGAGGGACCUGGAACAGAUCCUGACCCAGUACACCACUUUCGUCAAACCAGCCUUUGAGGAGUUCUGCCUACCGACCAAGAAGUAUGCUGAUGUGAUAAUCCCUCGAGGAGUUGACAACAUGGUUGCCAUCAACCUGAUUGUGCAGCACAUCCAAGACAUACUCAAUGGUGACCUCUGCAAAUGGCACCGAGGAGGGUCCAAUGGGCGAAGCUGCAAGAGGACGUUUCCCGAACCAGGCGACCAUCCUGGGGUGCUGACGCCUGGCAAACGAUCACACCUAGAGUCCAGCAGUCGACCGCACUGAGCAGUGGGGUGCUGUCCCCCAACUCUGGAGCAGGUCUCUCACAGAUACAUGUUUGGUGUCUGGGCCCAGAGGUGCCCACCUGCUCUAUAACAGUCACCCACCACUUCCCUGCCUGGGGAAGUCUGGCUUGGGGCAGUGUUAGGGUUGGCGGGCUCACCACCAGUCAGGGAUACUUGGACACCUAUGCAGUCAGCUUGGGUCUGACAGCAUUCCUGACAUCUUCACCUGUUUCCUCAUGUUUGAGGGUUUCAGAAUGUCUGGGUCACUGAGAAAUGCCACAGAAUGUGUGGUUGGCCAGGAUUAACACAGGUCUUGUAUUUGGAGCACAUGAAAGGAAAAAACUAGGUAUGUUUCUGACAACAGAUCCAUAGGGAGAUGGUUUUUCUAGUGUGAUCUGAUUCACAUGCACAUAUCUAAUUGAAACAAAAGCCUAAAGAGCCAAUCUUUCUCUCUUUUUACACACCAUAUAGCUGAAUGUUUGGUUUGGUCUGGUUCUACCUUAUACCACCGUACUGGUGGCAGCCUGUUAGCCUUGUUUCGUGACACACACACACUUACAGUGGGUUAUGAUCUAGGCUUGGACAUGCUGUUCUAAAGAGCCACAGAGAAUCCUCCUGUCUUGGUUCCAAAGGCAGAGCUGGGGAAGGAGCUCUGGCACAGGCACCCUCUUAGUCAAAAUCAUCACAGAUAACAGAUCCUCCCGUGUCUAUCGAGGUCCUGCUCCCCCUACAGGAGCCCCUGGAGCCGUGUGCUGCCUGGACACGCUGCCCCAAUUGUGUUUAGGGCCAAAUCAAAGACGUGACCUCUAGCCAAGAUAUGCCAGACCAGAGGCAAGUAAAGCUGUUGCCCAUGCCAAUGUUCCUGGGAGCUCUGGUUCCACACACAGCCCCUGUGGUCUUGUCCUGAUUUGUUUUCCCUCCCUUGUGGUACCUGUUUCUGCAAAGCACUCUCUUUCUUACCAGCCAAGGUGCAUGAGCACCUCUGGUCUCAUCUGAGUAUCAUUAGCUACACAAGACAUGACGUUCGUUUUGGGGCUGGUUCGAGAGCUAUGUAAUUGUUUUGUCAAUAUGUUCUUUGGGGAGAAAAUAAAGAAAAACAAAUACAAA